AUAGUAGAUUAGUUCAUCAUCGAAGAUGUGAUUAUGCCUAUACGUAUAUUUCUCAGAAAAUUAGAAUAAUUAUAAUUCUAAAACCGACGGGAUUUAUUAGUAGAGGCGCAAAUAAGAUAAAAAAGGAGGAAAGACAACCGGACGAAACUUUUGCCAAAUUGAGCGAAGACUUAAGAACAUUCUUGUGGGAGCUCCUGGCUUGCACGGGUUCGUGUGACAGAAUAAGGAAGAUUGAUUUCUGGUUGAAACACGGCCAAUUCCUCGAAAUUCUUGAAGGAGAAAGGCGAGAGCUGGUGUUCUCCUCGUAUUCAGUAAGAUAGUGCCCAAGCCUAAAUUUCACUCAUGGAGAACAAUGGUAGCAACUCUGGCUUCAAUAUGGAGUCCUUAUGUAGUGCAAGCGGGGACAAGAAGCAGGACCAAAUCCUAUUGCAACCCUUUACCUAUGUCCUCCAAGUCCCAGGGAAGAUGAUUAGAGGGAAGUUAGCCCAAGCCUUCAAUUACUGGAUGAGAAUACCUGAGGAUAAGCUAAUGGUCAUAUCUGAGGUUAUCCACAUGUUGCAUAAUGCUAGCCUUUUAAUAGAUGACAUAGAGGACAAUAGUGUUUUACGACGAGGUAUCCCUGUGGCACAUAGUAUAUAUGGAGUUGCAUCAACCAUCAACUCGGCUAAUUACGUUUAUUUUCUGGGCCUAGAAAAAGUUCUGGCCCUGAAUCAUCCAAAGGCAACAACAGUGUUUUGUGAGCAGCUGCUGGAGCUCCAUCGAGGGCAAGGAAUGGAGAUCUACUGGAGGGAUUCAUUUACUUGUCCGUCGGAGGAAGAAUACAGACAGAUGACCAUACGGAAAACGGGUGGAUUAUUUGGCUUAGCUAUUCGCUUAAUGCAACUUUUCAGUCAAGUUCAGGAUGACUUUUCAAGAAUCACAGGAAUUUUGGGACUGUACUUUCAGAUUCGUGAUGACUAUGCAAAUCUUUGCAUGAAAGAGUAUAGUGACAGUAAAAGCUACUGUGAGGAUUUGACAGAAGGCAAAUUCAGUUUUCCAGUCAUCCAUGCCAUUAAAACCCAGCCUGACGACCAGCAAGUUAUUAACAUCAUCCGCCAGAGACCCAAAGACCUGGAGGUCAAACGCUAUUGUGUGUCUCUUCUCGAGAAGUUUGGCUCCCUUGAGCACACCAAAGAAACCAUGAAAAAACUGGAGGCUGAAGCCCGAGAGGAGAUCACCAGGCUAGGAGGCAAUCCGCACUUGGAGAGAGUGUUGGAUGAGCUCCGGAACUGGGAGAGCCUCUAAAGGCAGGAGGAUGUGUCUCAGAAGCUUAUUUAUUUAUUAUACUAGAAAAUAAUACUUUUUUUGCAGGGUCUCUUUUGUGUUAAGAUAGUUUUGUACUGUAUGUAUGAAGAAAGGAAAUCAGUAGCCAUGGUCAGCUUUUAUCUGUUUUUUUUUUAUUCAUGGAGUGCACAAUGUUUAAUGAAUUAAGCAAGGUAUGUGAUUAAUAUAGGUAGAUUCUAUAUUGGAAAUAUAUUUCUUUCAGUGAAAGAAAACCUUUGAAUAUUGAACCCUAUAUUUACUAGUUUGAUCCUCAAAGUAACAAGUACCUCAAUUUCAUUAUGAUGGUGGAGCAGUAAGUCACCAUCUGGAAGCCUAGGUUCCCUUGGCAUAUUGACUAAUUGGCUCCUUGCUGUAGUUUUUUUUUUUGCAUUUUUUAAAUUGAAAGUUAAAGCUCAAGUUAUUGGGCAUAAAACAUGAUUUCCUUUUAUAGCCAGCUAUAUGGAAAAUUGAAGCAGAUGAAUGGGUCCAGCCAUUCAUAUAAAUUAAAUAUUUUCUUCAAAUAUCAAAAUGUUUCUGAUGAUGCUAUAAAAUCUAGCUUUACUUGAUUGCCAGCAAAAUGGAAAAUUGAUUCAAAUGAAUGGUUCCAAUCACUCAUACAGAUGGAAUAAUUGCUUGAAAUAUUGUCAUAUCACUCUCAUUAUAAACAUUUAAUAAGAUGUUUCUGAUUUCCCUCUCUUUCUGUAGUUAUGCUUGCUGUACCUCUCUUCACCUGAUAUUGAACUAGGAAUUUUACUAAUAAUAAGUAAAGUAGUAGCAGUUUGAGAUAUCCCCUUGUAGUAAAAACCACAGUAAAUUGCAGAUUAGGUUUACAGCAACUGUAGAAUUAGAAAUGCUAUAAUAUUAAACUUUUAGAGGAAAUGGUCUUUAAAUUUUUGAAUUCAACUUCUUCAUCAUUAAUUAUGCAUUGCACAAAUUUUAGAUUUAACCCUUUCCUUACAAGGACGACAUACAAGGUCACUAAUACCUAGUAUGGAAAGGGUUAAGUAUAUAGCUUUGACCACAUGAGCAGGCUAUUUUACUUAUUCAUCUUUAGUUUACUGAAUACUUAAACAGCAAUGCAACAUUGAACUAUGUUUUGGCUAGCUUGCAUGUAUUGCUUUUCCACAGAUAAGUGAUAAAAACAAAAGUGCAUAGAAUUUAUUCAAUUUCCUGUCUAGUCUUCAGAUAAUUAUGCCUUUCAAUCCAGCUUGGUCUGUCCAAAGAAAUUAUUAAAGCAGAAUAGUUCUUUGAUGACCUGGAGAUGGAAUGUAGAAGGAAACGGUCUUCCAGAAAAUAAAUGAAAAAUGAAUGUUUUUCCAGAAUAUAUUUUCCAUCCAUUAGAGUAAGAAGUAGACAGGGAUCUUUUUUUUUAUUCUAAAAUCAGUGCUUCUAGGUUAACACACUUGGCUGUUCACAUCAGUGUUUUUUGUGAAUUAUAUUUGGUUUGACUAUUACAUCUUGAGGUAACAGAUUGAGAUAACAGGUGAAACAAAAUUAAAAAAGUGUACCUGAAAUUGAACUCUCUCCUUACUAAUUGAUUCAAAGAUUGAUUUUGUUGUAAUAUCCUUUCUAUCCGAUAAAUUGAAGGUUUAGGGAAAAUCAGUCAUAUAUAACAUUGUUAUAAAGAUAAAAGAAUCAACUGAACAUUAUACUGGUUUGAUUUUAUUAAGAGGUUAUUAUAUUAUAUUGGCAAUUCAUAACUCUGAUGGAAUAACAUUUAGACUUCAUAGAAUGCUAUUCCUUAUAGAAGGAUUGUAAAAAUUAUAGGUUAUUGCAUAUUACAGUAAAACAGAGUAAUAGAGUCCAGUAGAUUUUAGAUAUAGAAAACCUUUCCUCUUUUUUUCUCUUAAUGCUUGUUACAACUUUUUUUUAUGAAGAAUAAUAUGUAAUUAAUUAUAAAAGGAGAAUCUUAUAUUAUAUUAUGGUGGAACCCAAAAGUCCCAGAUAUAUUGCUUGUAGAGAUCUUUUACUUUGUUGUAUGCAGUGGUUCUACAAUUAAUUUCCCUAGAUAUCUUGAUUGGAUAUAUAAUAUUCAUUGUAUUUUCUUUAUCACGGUUCAGUCAGAUUUGUAUUAUAAUAUAAGAGUAGAUGCAAUGAUGAAUAGAUGUACAUUUUAGUUGAAAGGUUUUGCAUUGUGCUGUACUUUACACAGCUCCAUAUAGUCACUAGAAUUGCAAAUGACAAUAAAAAAGUAUGUAAUGUAGAUAUCGGUACAUAAUAUAUCCAGUUUUGUUUUUUCACUUCUCCAAAACUUAUUGACAGAUUCUUGACAAGAUGAGUUUUCUGGAUAAUUGAUGCUAUUGUAAAUUUAUUUAUUUAGCAAAAUUUUGAACUAGUUGAAAUUUUUGUAAUACAAAUAAAUAGCAACAUGAUUUUGAAUGAUUAGGGUUAUCUUUUCUCUGUCUUACCUGCUUAUUAAAUAUAUACAGUACAUAUCAAGAGUUACAAUCAACAUUCCUUUAAACAUGCUCAAUCCCUGUAGUGCAAUGAUCUGUGAAUUAUUCUUGGUGAAAAUAUAAUGCUGCAUCCAAAUGAACAAGUAUUUCUGGUGGGCAUGAGUGGUAAAGCUCUUCAGGGAGCAACUUUGAUGGGCAAACCAGUGGAAUGCCCAUGCCUGAGUUGAGCACAAUUGCCAGACAACGGGUGUGCUGCACUCAAGCAUCCACUGGUAGUACUGGCUAUGUGUCUGGCUACUUGUGAACUUGGAUCUGUAGACAACAAUUGGGCUUGUUUGACAAUUUGCCUCGUGAAGGCACUGCUUGCUGGCAUGUUUGAUUGUGCGGAUAUGGCUCAACAUACUUGUACAUUUUUGGUGCCAGGACGUGUAAUUCUUCACCUUUGCAACUUUGUAGCUGUAGGUGUAGUUGUCCACUACUUUAUUUUCUUAUACAUUGUAUCUGGAAUGAUUUGCAUUGUCUGAUUUGUCUGUUAAUUAUUAUAUAUCUGUGGUAAUUUUUAUUUCUAUAAUUUGUCUAGAUAUAUUAAGGUAUUAUUUGUGUGUGAUGCUGAUCAUCUUGCUGUUUACAUUGCAAAUAGAAUUGAUACUAUCCCUGCUUUAUUUGUGGCAGCCUAGCCUGAAAGAACAGUUCUUGUACCCUGGUAGCCUAGCAGUCAAGAGUGAAAUGCAUAGCAAACAGUUAUCUGCAUUAUUUGAAUGUCUAAAUUUACCAGCAUCAGUAGCUUAUCCAUAAUACCACUAUGACUGAUUUUGAAUUUUAUACAAGAAAUGCUAUAGCUGGCAGAAAUGCCAUAGCAGUAAAUAGCCUUUACAUACAAAAGUCCAAUCUUCAGCUGAACCAUCAUAUGGUAAUUACUAAAUAUCAGUUUUCUUCUGACAUAGUCUAUUUGUAAUGUUUUAUUUUUAAUGCUGUAUUAAAAAAAUGAUACAACUGUUUUCUAUGUUUCACAAAUUUGGACUGUGUUGAUUUUUCAGAUGCCAAGGCAUGAUAAAUUAACACUCAGAUUCCUGUGGCUUGCCCAUAACUUUUAAUGCAAUAGGAACAUAAUAACAAAAUAAAUAACAUUAAGACCAUAUUUAAGCAAAAGUAACUAUACACAUUAUUAGAGCAAAAAACAGAAAUAAAGCAAGAAAACGCCAACAAUAGGGAAGCGGUAAUUCAGCAACACCAGAACACCAAUAACAGCAAUAGCAAAGAAGAAAUAGUUGACAGCAUCAAAUGUGUGUAUCAUGAAUGACGUGAUGUUUAAUUAAUGAGAAAACAAUUGUGGAUGCAAAAGGCAUUAUGAAAAUCCAGUGUUCAUUUCUCCCAGUAAAUGUUUAAUCUCACCAGGUCAGAUUUAGAGUAGUUAUAUUUUGUGCUUACUGAACACAUUCCAGAUGAUUUUAACAGGGAUUAUUAACAGUAUUGACUAUAGUUUAGUUAAUAUUUUAAUUGUGUUUAUCUGACAUCAUGGUAUUGAUUAUGGUUAUAUCACAAUAUGUGAGAUUAUGUAUUAUCUAACAAUGGAUAAAUCGUACAGGUUUUUCCUUUAUUUGAUGACUACUCUACAAGUACAUUGGAGGUAUCUCCAGAAAGUGAAUUUAAUUAGUUAAUUACUAGGGCUUGGAUAAUGGUACUUAUUCUCUGCAGAUUAAUGAGAUUUCAAGAGAGAGGGAAAAGAUAGCAAAGAAAUUAAUAAUGCUAUGUCUUUAUGUUAAUGUAAUAAUUUGCGGAGAGUAUCUUAACUAUAAAAGCCACUGCCACUGCUCUACUUUUCCUCUCUUACAUUAGAAAAUAGACUUUGAUGAUCUCACUGACCGCUGUGAUUUUUCUGUUAUUUAAUAAUAUAAUUUUAAUGUUACUAAUUGCUGUAGUAACUUGUCGUUAGCUCCAUCAAUAACUUUCGAUAAUCGUAAUCUAGAAUCUCUUUUGCACAAAGUGGUAGUUUGUUUAUAUCGUUAGUGAUUUUUAAAAAUGUAUUUAUUUAUUUUUUUUUCUUAUUUUUUUAGUCUUUUUUUUUUCUUAGUUUCUUUCGUCUCCCAUUAGGUGGUACUUAAACUGCAGUGCUAUUAUGAAAUGUUUAGUGGGUUUAAGAAAGUGGAUAGUUGUGCAUGUUUUAGAAUGAAUAUAAAUGUCAUUAAAUUAUUAUAUAUUGUAUCGAGUAAGUGAAGAAAAUCAAUUGGAAAAUAUUGAUAUUGGAUGUUCUUUGCUCGCCAGAAUACCUUUUAAUGUGAUGAUGAAGUUUGACACUUGGUAACAGCUAAGCAUAUGAUGGGCCCAGAAUAGCAGUUAUUGUCAAGGUUAAGUAGCUGUUGUAUUGAAAUGCAAGAACUUGUUUAAGAUAUAACUGAAAGCUGCACAGUGUGUAUUUUCUUUUUUAUUGUAUUGUAAUGUAUCUUUCAUUAUUUUCUUUUAAUCAUCUCUUUUGUGCUUUGAUAAUCUUGUUAAGAGGUUCAUGGUUCUCAUGACACUGCAAUUUCAGGUAUAUUCUCUUAGUUAAGUAAUGUGUUUUUGUACUUGUGGAAGCAACAGUAGCCUAACUGAUCUAUGCUUAAUUAGAUUGACAUUAAUAACUCAUGGGUACUUUGAAGUUAUGAAAAUGCUCUCAAUUGGUGCAAUGAGUUUGACAUAUUUAUUUGAUAUUUAUUGCCAAGUGUCUUGAAUUUCGAAUUUUAAGUUUAGUGGUAGCUAAUAUUUAUAUAUGUCUGUGUGAUAAUCAGCUAUCUUCUAAAGAUGAAAAAAUAAAGACAUUUUACACA
Messenger RNA from Penaeus chinensis, 6502 nucleotides. Its product is annotated as geranylgeranyl pyrophosphate synthase-like. The transcript has 8 exons. Lineage: Eukaryota; Metazoa; Arthropoda; Malacostraca; Decapoda; Penaeidae. Bases 343 to 1284 code for a protein of 313 amino acids. Gene Ontology annotation, molecular function: prenyltransferase activity. Gene Ontology annotation, biological process: isoprenoid biosynthetic process. The record is from RefSeq and is a predicted model, not a curated record.